GAGAGGAACCACUUCGUCUUUUAGAAUCCUUCAUUGAUCCCUAGUCAUGCUACUCACAUAAAGCGAGAGGCUGCUCUCAGAGGAAGAUGAACUCCUGGUUGAGAGCGCUACAUUUUGGGUGGGGCAUGUCUCCGGGAGCUGUUGAGGCAGUCAGAGUGGGGCAGGAGGUCUGAGGAACUUGUACUAGAGGUGACAUAAAUAGCACAGAAGACAUAGGUGACUCUAGGCCGUGGGGUCAUGACUGAGAGCCGUGAGUGCCGCGCGUCCUGAGAGGCAGCGAUGCAGGAGACCGAGCAGGGCGGUGGUCUAGAAUGCGCUUCGAAGCGUUAUUUCCUCCCUGCCGCAAGAGGGCGCUGCGGCCCAGGCUCCUAGAGGAAGAAGUAAAGCAAGUCCGCCUGGGCCCCGACGCCUGCGUACAGACACCCGCGCCGGCUUCGGCUCCCCUCCUUCUCCGCCGAGGCUCAGAUUGGACCCACGGGCGGGGCGUGAUGGUGGUCGGUACCGGAACCUCCUUGGCGCUGUCCUCCCUCCUGUCCCUGCUGCUCUUCGCUGGCAUGCAGAUAUACAGCCGCCAGCUGGCCUCCACCGAGUGGCUCACUAUUCAGGGGGGCCUGCUGGGCUCCGGCCUUUUCGUCUUCUCCCUGACUGCCUUCAAUAAUCUCGAGAAUCUGGUCUUUGGUAAAGGUUUCCAAGCAAAGAUCUUCCCUGAGAUCCUCCUCUGCUUGCUGUUGGCCCUCUUUGCGUCCGGCCUCAUCCACCGCGUCUGUGUCACCACCUGCUUCAUCUUCUCCAUGGUUGGUCUGUACUACAUCAACAAGAUAUCCUCCACCCUGUACCAGGCGACAGCCCCCGUGCUCACACCCGCCAAAGCCACUGGCAAGGGCAAGAAGAGAAACUAAUCCUGGUGACUAAUAAAGUUGAUUCUUUGUA
Molecule: messenger RNA, 930 nt
Organism: Mesocricetus auratus (golden hamster)
Lineage: Eukaryota; Metazoa; Chordata; Mammalia; Rodentia; Cricetidae
Gene: Krtcap2
Product: keratinocyte associated protein 2
Source: RefSeq, a predicted model, not a curated record